UAUAUAUAUAUAUAUACACACACACGUAUAUAUUAUUUUCUAGAUGCACUAGCACCUCAUGGAUUCCAUAAGUCGGAGCUUGGCAAGGUCUGAACUGGACACGACUCAUACAUAUGAGAUUAAUAGACAGCUGUCACUGGCUGCCAUCACCGGAUCUCCAUCAGAUCUCGAGCAGUCAGUCUUCCCGCAGAUCGCAACCCAUAGCAACCUGCGUAGCCAGCAGUGGCCAACAGUGGCCAACCGAGCGAAGGAGGAACAAAGGGAUCGAUCACCCUAUCGAUCGAUCGAACGCACAGUGGACGCUCCAUAUUCGCACGUGCCUUCGAGCCGAGGUACACGGUUUCUAAAAAGCUCUAGUCCUUCCCCGUGAAUUACUAUUAGCAGAAUCGUGUCUCACUGGAAGGUGCGUCGAUCUUUGUGCAAAAGGAACAUCCAUCCCAAAAAGAACUGUGGACUUGAGGGCUG
Messenger RNA from Cephus cinctus (wheat stem sawfly), 465 nucleotides. RefSeq lists its product as uncharacterized. Lineage: Eukaryota; Metazoa; Arthropoda; Insecta; Hymenoptera; Cephidae. Bases 59 to 370 code for a protein of 103 amino acids. The transcript has 3 exons. The record is from RefSeq and is a predicted model, not a curated record.